GAAAAUAUGAAGCUAUUGCUAUUGUUCAUACUGGUAAAUUUGGUAUCAUGCAAGCAAAGAAAAGAAAGUGCGGGGCGCAUUGUAGGAGGCCAUGAUAUUGACAUUUCGCACCAUCCUUGGCAAUUGUGUUUGGUGAAAUACUGGAUAGCCCCCAUGUGCGGUGCCUCAAUAUUGAGCGAAAAUUGGGCAAUAAGCGCUGCUCAUUGCAUACCGGAUACUGACAGUAAUGAAAUAACUAGCUUCAAAUUACGUGCUGGAAGUAACUACUGGUUUGGAGGCGGCACCUUGCACCAAAUAAAACAAAUAUUCAAGCAUGAAACUGUGGACUUGGUAUUAUUUCUUGUGAAAGAUCCCUUCAAUUUUGAAAUUACUAAUGCGCGCCCUGUUGCCCUACCAGCAGAGAACGAGGAAACCGAAACAGGGUCACCACUCACGGUGACGGGUUGGGGAACUACAGAGAGUACUGAAUCAUCACACCACCUGAAAGAAGUUGAAGUGAAUGCUGUAUCUAAUAGUGAAUGUCAAAAGGCCUAUGAAGAUCUUGCUACUAUAUCAUCACAUGAGAUAUGUGCAAGCGUUCCUGGUGGUGGCAAAGAUUCUUGUCAAGGAGACAGUGGAGGUCCAUUGACAGAUUCAAGGGGAAAAUUGAUUGGAGUCGUAUCUUGGGGCAUAGGAUGUGGAAGUCCCUCGUUUCCUGGAGUUUAUGUUCGUGUCGCGCAUCCCCUAGUGCGCUCCUUUAUUCAAAAUAAAAUUGGAUUGUAAAUAUGUGUUAACCGUAGUAAUAAAUAAAUCAUUGAU
Ctenocephalides felis (cat flea) is the source of this 798-nucleotide messenger RNA. Its product is annotated as trypsin-2-like. NCBI's taxonomy places the organism in Eukaryota, Metazoa, Arthropoda, Insecta, Siphonaptera, Pulicidae. Gene Ontology annotation, molecular function: serine-type endopeptidase activity. The transcript has 5 exons. Gene Ontology annotation, biological process: proteolysis. The record is from RefSeq and is a predicted model, not a curated record. Bases 7 to 762 code for a protein of 251 amino acids.